AUGCCCGUCAUUUCAAGAGUUGUAUCCAUGGUGUUGCGCGUCGCGGAGAUCGCGUUUGCAGGAGUCGUCAUAGGUGUCACUUCAAAGUACUUGCACGACUACCGUAGCGGCACCGGCCAGCCUCUCGGUCGCUUCAUCUACGUCGAGAUAGUCGCCGCGCUUUCCAUCCUCUUCGGCCUUUUGUGGCUGUUGCCUUUCGCGGCUGGCUUCUUCCACUGGCCGGUCGACCUUUUCCUCUCGUUUGCUUGGUUCGCCGCUUUCGGCGUCCUGGUGAACUACGUCGACGGUCGGACGAACUGCGGCGGUGACACGUUCGACUGGAGCGGCAUUCGACACGGAGGAUAUUGCGGACGGUGGAAAGCCGACGAGGCGUUUAGCUUCUUGUCGGCCAUCGUCUGGAUCUGCAGCGCCAUCGUCGGAUUGUGGUUCAUCCACCGCGAGAGACGCAAGGAGGUCCGACACACCGAUGGAGCUUAUACUCGACGACCAUGGUUCCGUCGCAGUCGCGUCUAAUUCAGAAAUGACCUGUCACCUGCGGAAGCGGAAGGGGAUCAAGGUCAGCAAGGUUGUUUGUCAAAAGAUUUUCAGUCCUUGACACAAGCUGGGAGAUGGAUUGAUGGACCACACAAGGCGGAGAAAUUGAUCUUGCCAGGGAAAUAAAUGGUAAUGGAGGAGGUCUCAG
Exophiala oligosperma is the source of this 682-nucleotide messenger RNA. RefSeq lists its product as uncharacterized. Gene Ontology annotation, cellular component: membrane. The coding region runs from base 1 to 513 and encodes 170 amino acids. The transcript is spliced from 3 exons. The record is from RefSeq and is a predicted model, not a curated record. NCBI's taxonomy places the organism in Eukaryota, Fungi, Ascomycota, Eurotiomycetes, Chaetothyriales, Herpotrichiellaceae.